AUGGCGAAGGGCGUCGGCGGCGGGGAGCCCAUACCGCUGUCGCGGUUCGGCGCGCUGGUGGCCCAGCUGGAGUCCGUGGUGGCAUCGGCCCGGCAGAAGACCCCCGACGCGCUGCUCUGCUUCGACCUCCUCUCCGAGCUCUCCUCCGCCAUCGAGGAGGCCCCCAAGGAGACCAUACAACUUUGGCAAAGGAAAUGUGAGGAUGCUCUCCAAUCCUUGCUCGUCCUUGGGGCUCGGCGCCCAGUUCGGCGCUUGGCGUCAUCAGCGAUGGGCCGGAUUAUUGAGAAAGGCGAUGUGAUAUCUGUAUACUCAAGGGCAAGUAACUUGCAGGGGUGGUUGGUCGAUGUGAAAAGGGCGGAGGCCAUUGCAUGUGCAGGUGCGGCACAAUGUCUGGGGGAAAUUUACCGUUUAUUUGGACGCAAGAUUACUGCCGGGCUGAUUGAGACAUCAAGCAUUGUAGCUAAACUCAUGAAGUAUCAUGAGGACUUUGUGAGACAAGAUGCUCUUCUCUUGCUUGAGAAUGCAUUGGAAGGCUCUGGUGGUGGUGUUGCUGCUGCAGCUUAUCAGGAGGCUUUCCGUAUCAUCAUGCGAGGAGGUGUAAGUGAUAAAUCAUUCAUUGUCAGAGUAGCGGCAGCACGGUGCUUGAAGGCAUUUGCUAAUAUUGGUGGGCCUGCGUUGGGGAUGGCUGAAUUCGAUUCUUCCAUGUCUUAUUGUGUGAAGGGUUUGGAAGAUAGUGUAUCUUCAGUUAGAGAUUCAUUUGCCGAAGCACUUGGUGCCAUACUUGCUCUUUCAGUGAACCCAGAUGCCCAGGUGAAGAAAGGCGGGAAAAAACAAACUGCUUCUGCAAAGAAAAUUGAAGAUGGUGUACAGAAGCAUUUGAUUGUGCCAUUUGUCAAAGCAAAUGGAGCUAAUGCAAAGAAACUCCGGAUUGGUUUGGCUUUAUCAUGGGUGUUCUUUCUGCAUAUGAUUCAUAUGAAGUAUGGCACCCCAGAUAGCGAACUUCAAAACUAUGCCAUACAAGCAAUGGAAAUUCUCCAAGGGAAUGAUUCCCCUGAUCCACAUGCACUGGCAUGUGUUCUGUAUGUUCUUCGAGUUGGUGUCGCGGAUCAGAUGACUGAGCCGACGCAACGUGAAUUUUUGGUAUUUCUGGGAAGAAAGCUGGAGUCUUCGAACUACACAGCUCCAAUGAGAGUGGCAACACUACGCAUUUUGUCUUACCUGUUGAGAAGCGUGGGUGAGGUUCCAGCUGAAUUCAAGGAUGUACUUGAUAACACAGUUGUUGCAGCAUUAUCUCAUUCUUCUGCUCAUGUCCGUGUGGAGGCAGCUUUAACAUUGCGUGCUUUAGCAGAGGUUGAUCCUACUUGUGUAGGUGGUUUAGUUUCAUAUGGUCUUACAACAUUGCAAGCUCUUAGAGAGACUGUAUCAUUUGAUAAGGGCAAAAGUUUGAACCUUGAGCUCGAAUCACUACAUGGACAGGCCACUGUGUUAGCUGCUCUUGUUGCAAUAUCGCCAAAGUUGCUUCUUGGUUAUCCUGCGAGGUUGCCCAAGUCUGUACUUGAAUUAUCCAAAAAAAUGCUGAAUGGUUUCAGUCGAAAUCCAGUGGCUGCUAUUGCAGAGCGUGAAACCGGUUGGUUGCUAUUAGCUUCUCUUCUAGCAUCCAUGCCAAAAGAGGAGCUGGAAGACCAGGUGUUUGAUGUUCUUUUGCUAUGGGCUGGUCCUUUUACUGGAAAUCCUGAAUCUUACCUUCGUCAUAUACAGGAUUGGGCAUCAGAAUUGCGGGUUCUGUCAGUUGCAAUUGAGGCGCUUACUGCCUUCAUAAGAAGUUUUGUUUAUCCAAUUAUCACAACUGCUGAUGGUGGAAUCUUGCUUAAUCCUGUACUGGCCUACCUCGGCGGAGCUCUAUCCCUCAUAUCUUCGUUGAGAUCUAAACAAGUGCCCAAUGUAAGGUCUGCGCUGGACCUACUCACAACUAGAACAUUGAUGGCAUAUCGGUCCCUUUCGAAUCCAGUGGUAUAUAAAACCGAGCACCAGCAGAUGCUUCAGCUAUGCUCAAGUCCAUUCAGUGAUCCUUCUGGAUGGGAAGAAAGCUCAUGCUUGAAGUUUUUGUUGGAUAAGAGAGAUGCUUCGCUGGGUCCAUGGAUACCUGGAAGGGAUUCAUUUGAGGAUGAAUUACGUGCUUUUGAUGGUGGUGCUGAUGGGUUUCUACCGUGUGUGUGGGAUGAUGAAAUCAGCAACUUCCCUCAGCCAGAGUCAAUUCGCAAAAUGCUUGUCAACCAGAUGCUUCUCUGUUAUGGUUCCAUAUUUGCAUGUCAGGAAAACACUGUCAAGAUAAGCCUCUUGAACAAUCUUGACCAGUGCCUGAAGUCUGGGAAGAAGUACCUGUGGUUUAAGUUUCUCGUUACAAAUGCAUGUGUUGCUCUAUUGUCAGGGUUAAAGGAAUUCAUCACUUUACGUGGUGCUCAAUCAUUGCCAAUUGAUAUAUUAAGUAUGAUCCAGUCCAUAUUCAAGGCCAUUUUAGUAGAGCCUGAAAUUUCUACAGCACAGCGGCGAGCAGCAUGCGAGGGUCUCGGUUUAUUAGCACGAGUUGGGAAUGAUAUCUUUACAGCAAGGAUGGCUCGCUCUCUUCUUGGAGAGCUGGUAACAGCAACAGAUCUGGGCUAUACAACUUCGGUUGCAUUUUCACUGGGUUGCAUCCAUCGAAGUGCUGGAGGAAUGGCAUUAUCUACUCUGGUUACCCCAACUGUGAGCUCACUAUCUCAUUUGAGUAAAAGCUCUAAUUUCAAUCUGCAGUUGUGGUCACUGCAUGCUCUUCUUUUAACCAUUGAAGCUGCUGGCUUGUCUUAUGUCUCCCAAGUUCAGGGGACACUUUUCCUUGCUAUGGAGAUUCUCCUCUUGGAAGAAAAUGGAUAUGUGGAUCUUCGACAGGGAAUUGGUCAUCUUAUCAAUGCAAUAGUUGCUGUUCUUGGUCCAGAGCUUGCUCCUGGUAGUACAUUCUUUUCGCGUUGCAAGUCUGUCAUUGCAGAGAUAAGUUCCUCAAAUGAAAUGGCUACGCUUUUAGAAUCGGUUAGAUUUGCCCAGCAGCUUGUUCUUUUUGCUCCUCAAGCUGUUCCUGUGCACUUGCAUGUUCAAGGUCUUAUCCCAACGCUUUACUCAAGACAGCCAAGUCUUAGGUAUUUAGCAGUGUCGACACUGCGUGAUCUGAUUGAAAGGGAUCCGGCUGCAAUGAUUGACGAGAAUAAUGAAGAGAAUCUGUUCAGUAUGCUUGAUGAGGAGACAGAUUCUGAAAUAGCGAUGUUGGUUCGUGCAACUAUUAUUCGCUUAUUGUAUACAUCAUGUCCACUACAUCCAUCACGGUGGCUGGCAGUUUUACGAAAUAUUGUUCUUGCUACGUCAAUUAGAAGAAACACAGGUGAAGUUCUGUCAAGUUUUGGACAUAAUCCCCCUGAUAGCACAUCUGAGAAUGAUGUGUACUAUGGAGAAGAUGAAGACAACAUGAUUUCCAGCUCAAAGCAGGAGCAAGUCCACUGGGCUGGUUCUAUAUCCAGCCAGUUUCCUCCAAGGAAUAAGCACCUCAGAUAUCGUACCAGGGUUUUCGCUGCAGAAUGUGUUAGCCAUGUACCAAUUGCAGUUGGAGCAGAACCUGCUCAUUUUGACCUCUUGUUGGCAAGGAGCGCAAUAUCUGAAGGGACUUAUCUGUCAAAUGAUUGGCUAGUGCUUAAGCUACAGGAACUGGUCUCACUUUCAUAUCAGAUAAGUACUGGGCAAUUUGAAGGAAUGCAACCAAUAGGCGUGAAGCUUUUGUGUUUGAUAAUGGACAAGUUUGGCAAGGCAGUAGAUCCUGAAUUUCCUGGCCAUAUCUUGUUGGAACAAUUUCAGGCCCAACUUGUUUCUGCUGUUAGAAUGGCUAUAAGCACUGCUUCUGGCCCACUUCUUUUGGAUGCUGGACUUGAACUCGCUACAAGGGUUAUGACGAGCAGCAUAAUUGGUGGGGAUAGAGUAGCUCUUAGUCGUUUGUUUUCUCUGAUAACACGCCCAUUAAGUGACAUAGAGGGCCUAUUUUAUCCAUCUUUUGCUGACUGGGUAGUGUGCAAGAUAAAGGUUCGCCUUCUAACUGCCCAUGCAGCAGUCAAGUGUAACACCUAUCAAUUCUUGAGGAUGAAGGAAAAUGCUCCCAAUGAAUACCAGCAAUUGGUACCUUCACUUGUAAACAGCUCAACUCUAUUAGGAAAAUACUGGAUUCGAGCACUGAAGGAUUAUGUUUCUAUAAGUUUUGGUUUGCACUCAAAAAUCAAUUACAAGCCAUUCCUUGAUGGGAUUCAGUCAUUAUUAAUCUCGUCCAAGGUGCAGAGGUAUCUUGAUGAAGUUUGGUUAUUAAUUCUUCAAGCAACAGCUCUUGAUUCUGCGCCUGUGGAAUUUGACGAGAAUAAGCCCGAAAAUUUACUUGAACAAACAUUUAUAUCUGGGCAUUGUAUGGUCAAAUUGGACAGAAGUGAAUUCCAAUUUCUUUGGGGGUUAUCUAUCCUUGAGCUGUUUCAUUCAUGCCAAUCAGUGAAGAAUAAUUCUUUGAAGAUCAACCUUGAAUCUAGACAAGACAAAAUGUUUGGGGAAUUUAUUGUUCACAGACUAGAUAAUAAAAAACCUUGUGAUCAGGUCUUACCCGUGCUGUUGUCCCUCACAACAGAAGUCUUUUUCAGCAAUAAUUUCCUUUCAGUGGAUAUUUGCCAGGAACUCCUCCAGGCACUUACAUAUGCUGAUUGUUCAAGUGCUCCUAUCAUCCUCCUAUUCACCCAGAUUAUCAGAUUCUGCCCUGACAAUUUUUUUGAGGUUGAAGCCUUUGUCUCCUCUGCAUUAGAGUUAUUGUCUCGGUAUCUUGGUGUGAUACUUCAAUGUAGGGGUGGGAGUUCUCAGAAUCAUUCAAGUAACACUUUGAUUUCUGAGUUGUCUAUUGCAAGUGAGACGAUGGCUUGUCGGAUCAAAGGAGAGUAUUUGUGGAAGCUGAUGAUAUUAGUGGUAUCCACUUCACACCAAUCAUUUCAACAAGUGUCAACUAAUUUAUGCUUGUCAAAUAUUAUAUCCUUCCUCCAAAAUAUCUUGCCUUUCAUGAGGAAAUGUUUUAGAGAAAGAGCUGAAUCAGAUGGUGAGUGCACGAGUCCUAAAGAUGUCUUCGGUGCUUUGGUUGGCCUAGUGGGAUACUUCUAUAUAGAGUGUGAUAAGAAGAUCUCAUUGCUCGAAAACAAGAUUUCUGAUUCCUACAAGCUGUUGACAAAGAUACUACUUUUUUGCUUGGGAGAAGCCACUGCUCUUGCAAAACUUGUUCCUGAGAUCGUUUAUCAAAGUGAAAAUGUAAGUAACAAUGAUGUGCUCCUUUGGGGCAGCUUCAGGCUGUGCGUACAGGUUAUUCAGGGUUCACUUCGUAGUACCAACAUACAGAUGCACAUGCUGGGUCUGCAUGUACUGAGAAGCUAUGCACAGAAGGAGCUAACUGAAGGUUCAGAAACAAAGAUGGAUUCUUUUAUGAUGUUGCUUAUGGAAUUGCUGGGAGACUUGUUUUUGGUGAUGCAGACUACACUGAAGGAAUGUUCAAACAAAGAAUCUGUCAGUGUCAUUGAUGAAUGUUUGAAACUUCUUUUCCUCUUCCACACACUAGCACAAUCAAAGAGAUACCAACAAGAUGCUACAACUCUUCUGCUGGAGGCCUUGCUGAUGAUUUUCAAUCUGUCCAGUGAUACUGUUUCACAGGAGCUUGCUGAAGUGAACACCAUUUCCAGAAAGUUGUUCUCUCAUUUUAUUCAGAUUCCGUCUGUGGCUAUACAGAUCAAAGAUAUAAUGCUUUCUGCACCACCUGAAAGGAGACUACAGCUUCAGGACAUGGUCCGGGCUUCAGUCAGUCAAGGCCAGAUAACGGUGCCAGCGGCUAUGAGUGCACACUCAGAACAGAAUAUCCAGGAUAGUAGCAGUAAAAACCCUGGGUCCACUGCUGAAGGUUCUGAUUGUGUUGCAACUCACGGGAAGAAUGAAAAUGAAGUAGAUGAUGACUGGGAUGACGACUGGGACGCUUUCCAAUCUCUUCCUGCAAGUGCAAAUGAUGGUGUUGAUUCUGGAGAAAUCUCUAGUAGUGUGGAUAUUACAGCUGGUGCUAUGGAAGACAUAACCUGUGUAGACAAGGAACUUGAGGAGCCCUCUGAUUUGCAAUUCUCUAGUACUGAACAACAGGCCAAACAUGAAUUACCAGGGUCAUCCCACGAAGAUUGUGAUGAACUCGAAAGACAUCCAUCUGUUGAUUGCAAAGAGCAAUUAGCUCAUAAUGAGACAGCCGAUGAACUGCCGCUUGUUCAUGAAGACAUUGAUCAAGUAAUUGAAGAUACCAAAGUUGUCUCUGCAGAAAUUCAUGGGAUUGAAGUGGAUGUCCAUGAUGACAUUGUUGAAGAUGAUUCCCCAAUAAAUUCAAACAAUCUGUCAGAUAUCACAGAGGAUGAGUCCAAGGGUUUGGACAAUGCAUCGAGGGUUGACGGCAAGUUUGUCACGGAUGACAGUAGAGAAGAGCUGUCAGGUUCCUCUGAUGCUGACACACCAGAUUUUAGUAAGUCAGGAAAUGUGAUGAGCGAGAGCGGAGGAAAUGACCAACUUAGGGGCUGA
Miscanthus lutarioriparius is the source of this 6636-nucleotide messenger RNA. The record is from the annotation of a GenBank genome assembly. Lineage: Eukaryota; Viridiplantae; Streptophyta; Magnoliopsida; Poales; Poaceae.